This is a messenger RNA of Thelazia callipaeda (thelaziosis nematode), 708 nucleotides long. The record is from the annotation of a GenBank genome assembly. NCBI's taxonomy places the organism in Eukaryota, Metazoa, Nematoda, Chromadorea, Rhabditida, Thelaziidae.
AUGGAUGAUAAUUUGGCGGAUUAUCGACGAUUUUGCGCGAAUCGGUUAAAGCGUUUAGAACGUUGUAAAAAGACGAAAAGUUUUUGUAAUUUGGAUGACAAUGAAGUGCCUAUUUCAUCUUCUGGUACCAAAUCUAAAGCUGACUAUAAUGAAUCGGCAAAAUUUUUAUUUAAUCCUAAUGAUAGCACUACUUCUCAACAUUCUUCAACUGUUGCACAUUCUGCGCAGACUAUUUCUGUAUGCUUAGAAUCACGUCGUCCUAGUAGUAUUUCGUGUACUGAAGUGAAUAUGAAUAGCAAUUGUUUGGAAUCAUCUAAUUUUUCUUUUCUCAACAAAACUGUACGUUCAAAAAGUGAAAUUGCUUGCAGAAAAUCAUCAGAUAUCAUGCAUUUACAAGAUAAAUCAACAUUACUGAAAAGUAUGACGUCUACUUUAGUACAAACUGAGGAUAACAUUGAUAACGAUCAGUAUCUCUUAUCAACUUCAUGUUCUGCUUCAACAUCAUCGGGAUUGCCAUCAUCAGAACCAUCAAAACCAUAUUUAAAUGAUUCUGUACCUAUGAUAAACAGCUCUGUAAUAGUUCUCAAUAACAUUGAUAAUAACAAUGAUGAUGAUUCCAGUCUAAAAGCACAAAAGAAAUUCGAUCUUUUGCGCGAAAAGAUGGUAAUAAUUUUAUCAUUCUUUUUUUUGCCAAUAAAAAAAAUAUGA